This is a messenger RNA of Yamadazyma tenuis ATCC 10573, 996 nucleotides long. NCBI's taxonomy places the organism in Eukaryota, Fungi, Ascomycota, Pichiomycetes, Serinales, Debaryomycetaceae. The record is from RefSeq and is a predicted model, not a curated record.
CAUUGGAACUUAUCGUGGAUUUUUCUUUCAUUUGUGGUUUCACCUUAAAGUCAUAGAACUGUUAUAGAUAUGGAAGAAGUCGAUAGUGUAUUAGUUGACAACGUCAAAUCAUUUGCUUCAGGAGGAUUUGGUGGUAUAUGUGCUGUUUUAACAGGCCACCCCUUUGAUCUCGUCAAAGUCAGACUACAAACUGGCGUAUACGAUUCUACCUUGAAGGGUAUCAAGCUGACCUUGGUCAAAGAAGGAUUACCUGGUUUCUACAGAGGCGUGGUUCCUCCAUUGAUAGGAGUUACCCCAAUGUUUGCUGUUUCUUUCUGGGGUUAUGAUGUGGGAAAAAGACUCAUUUCUUCCGCCACGGGACUUUCUCCUGCUCAAUUCCAAAUCUCCCAUAUAUCUGCUGCCGGGUUUCUUUCGGCGAUUCCAACCACCUUGGUGGCAGCUCCAUUUGAAAGAGUUAAAGUGAUGAUGCAGAUUCUGAAGGAAAAGUCCUCAAUGGGAUCCGUGAUUGCAGAAAUGUACAGAACCGGUGGUAUCAGGUCUAUCUUCAAGGGUUCUGCCGCCACCUUGGCCAGAGAUGGUCCUGGUUCGGCCUUAUACUUUGCUACCUACGAGUACUUGAAGCAGGCAUUAACCAAACCAGGAGAAGAAGGCUUAUCGUUAUUGAACAUUUCAAUCGCCGGAGGAUGUGCUGGUGUGUCUAUGUGGUUGGGUGUUUUCCCCAUUGAUACGAUCAAGUCAACUCAACAAUCAUCAAACACAAACACUUCAAUUGUCCAGACCACCAAGAAUAUCUACGCGAAGGGAGGUAUCAAGGCAUUCUUCCCAGGAGUGGGGCCAGCUUUGGCCAGAUCCUUCCCGGCCAAUGCUGCUACCUUUGUGGGUGUUGAACUUGCCACCAACUUCUUGAAUUCGGUUCUUUGAUACAUAUUUAUGAAAUAUAUUCUUGUGCCAACGGCUUAUACCGAUAACUUCACAGCCAUGUGCGUGCGCAUACCC